AUGGCAAAAUGCACCCUCCUCCUUUUAGGCCUCCUGCUUGCUCUUGGUUGUGCAUUGACAAGUAGUAAAUCUAUCAAGGCAAAGCAUCUUGAUGCUGAAUCUGAGACUUUGGCUUCCCUCAACCGGAGCAGUUUUCCGAAGGGUUUCGUGUUCGGGACAGCUUCAUCCGCCUACCAGUAUGAAGGUGCUGCAAAAGAAGGUGGUAGAGGACCAUGUAUAUGGGAUACAUACAUGCACAAGCAUCCAGAGAGAAUAACGGACCACAGCACCGGAGAUGUCGCCGUUGAUGAAUAUCAUCGCUAUAAGGAAGAUGUUCAAAUUAUGAAGGAUAUUGGUUUAGAUGCUUACAGAUUUUCAAUCUCAUGGUCUAGAGUGAUACCAGAAGGAAAGCUAAGUGGGGGUGUGAACUAUGAAGGAAUCAACUAUUACAAGAACCUCAUCAACGAGCUUCUAGCUAAUGGUCUAACGCCCUUUGUCACAAUUUUUCAUUGGGAUCUUCCCCAAGGUUUGGAGGAUGAUUACGGUGGUUUCUUAAGCCCUAAUAUUGUGGAUGAUUUUCAAGAUUACGCAGAGCUUUGCUUUAGGGAGUUUGGUGGCAAAGUUAAGCAUUGGAUCACAUUGAAUGAGCCAUUGAGUUACAGCAAGAAUGGGUAUGCAACUGGGAAGUAUGCACCCGGACGAUGUUCUGAUUGGCUAAAAUUAAAUUGCCUUGGUGGAGAUUCAGGGACUGAGCCAUAUUUAGUGACGCACCACCAACUUCUAGCUCAUGCAGCCGCUGUAAAAUUAUACAAAGACAAAUAUCAGGCAUCACAAAAGGGAUCGAUAGGGAUAACGUUGAACACAGAUUGGUUUGUGCCAGUUUCUGAUGAAAAGAAAGACAAAGAUGCUGCAUCACGAGCAUUGGAUUUCUCUUAUGGAUGGUUUAUGGAUCCCUUGACAAAGGGUCACUAUCCGCAGACCAUGCAAUCUCUUGUUAAAAACCGAUUGCCGGAGUUCACUAAAGAGCAAUCCGAGAUGCUAAAAGGUUCAUUUGAUUUUAUUGGACUAAAUUACUACUCAGGAACGUAUGCAGCAGACGUACCUCGCCAAAAUGAUGCAAAACCAAACUACAAGACAGACGCUCUUGUUAAUCAAUCAGUCGAGCAUAAUGGCGUCCCCAUUGGUCCACUGGGUGCUUCUGACUGGCUCCAUGUUUACCCAAGAGGAUUUCGAGAUUUACUACUUUACACAAAGCGAAACUAUCAAAAUCCACUGAUUUACAUCACAGAAAAUGGGUACGAUGACCCUAAUGAUCCCAAAAUUCCGAUGGAGGAAUCACUUGCCGAUAAGAAAAGAAUUGACUAUCUUGAUCGCCAUCUUUAUUAUCUCCAUAAAGCGAUCCAGGAUGGUGUUAACGUGAUGGGAUACUUUAUUUGGUCAUUGUUUGACAACAUAGAAUGGAACACCGGUUACACAGUUAGGUUCGGCAUCAACUACAUAGACUUCAAAAAUGGGCUGAAAAGACAUCCUAAACAAUCAGCGGACUGGUUGAAAAAGUUCCUUAAAACGGAAAAACAUGUGGAACUUUAA
Molecule: messenger RNA, 1569 nt
Organism: Prunus armeniaca (apricot)
Lineage: Eukaryota; Viridiplantae; Streptophyta; Magnoliopsida; Rosales; Rosaceae
Source: the annotation of a GenBank genome assembly